GUAAUUUAGCUCCGUGCGUGUGAGAAAAGGAAGAAAGGAGGGUAUCUAAUAGUGAAGUGUUGCUGGGUUGGAAGAAGGGAACGGGGUAGUUUUUUAUUAUUAUUAUUAUUGUUCGUACACUCUGCCCGUUUACUCCUAAUUAUCCUGGAGAGAGGUUGAACGGUUAAAAUGGAGGCGGACAGAUCCGGCGGAGGACCAAACCCGAACUCCGGAGGCGGUAGCAGCAGCAGCGGAGCGGGGCGCAACCCAAACGGGCCCAAAGCAGCACCGGGCCAGGCGACAUCAGCUGCGGCGACCGGGGCGAUGGCAGCAGCGGCGGCGGCAGCGGCAGCAGCCGGGGCCAUGCCCGGAUCGUCGCAAUCUCGGGAGCCACAGGAUAGGGACUCGGGCAUGACGCUUCCUGGGAUCCUGCACUUCAUCCAGUACGAGUGGGGACGCUUCCAGGCCGAGAAAUACCGCUGGGAGGCUGAGAGAGACGAACUCAGGGCUCAGGUGGCGUUCCUACAGGGUGAGAGGAAAGGGCAGGAGAAUAUGAAACAGGACCUGGUGAGGCGGAUCAAAAUGCUGGAGUAUGCCCUCAAACAAGAAAGGGCUAAGCACCAGAAGCUUAAGACAGGAAAUGACCAGAGUCCAGGAGACAAGAAACCAGAGACGGAGGCAGACCAACUUCCCAAUGGGCCAGCUGAGUCAGACUCUGAGCCAGCCAAUCAGAUGUCCUGGAAGGAGGGACGUCAGCUACUACGCAAAUAUUUGGAGGAAGUGGGUUAUUCAGACACCAUCCUGGACAUGCGGUCUAAGCGUGUGCGCUCCCUGCUCGGGCGAAGCAGCCCCGAGGCUAACGGGCCCCCACCCAGUGAAACCUGCCCUGAGCCAGAGCCCCGGGCAGGUGGAGAGUCGCUGUUGGUCAGACAGAUAGAGGAACAAAUCAAGAGGAAUGCGGGCAAGGAAAGCUCUAAGGAACGUCUGGGCGGCUCUGUGCUGGAUAAGAUCCCCUUCCUGCAUGGCUGCGAGGAUGACGAUGAAGACGACAGUGACGAGGAAGAUGACUUUCAAGGCAUGGCCACUGACUGCAUCGAUGGACCGCGCAAGAACAAAAAGUCACGUGUAAAGAUGGGUUCAGAGCCCAUGACCACAGACCUGGACCCAGAGGACGAGGAAGACGAAGAUGACUCAGAAGAUGCACUUGGAGAAUUUGACUUCCUGGGCUCGGGGGAGGAUGGGGAGGGGGCGGGAGAGGCCCGGAUCUCGGGGGACGGACGGGAGUUAGAGAACCGCAGGAACAAGUUACAAGGCAUGAUGUCGGACUUCCCCCCUAAACCUACCCCGCCCCCUUCUGUAUCAGGACAGGCUCGCUCCGGUGAAGGUGGUGCCCUGGGUUUCUCCUCUGAUGUCUUCAUCAUGGACGCCGUUGGAGGAGGGGACAUGAACCUUGGUGAACUGGCUGAUCUCACCGUUGCCAAUGACAACGAUCUCUCUAUGGAUAUGCAGGAUAACAGAGAGGAAUUUAAGAAGACAUGGAACCCUCGUUUCACACUACGCAGCCACUUUGAUGCCAUCCGCGCUUUGACCUUUCACCCCAGCCAAGCGGUGCUGCUCACGGCCUCUGAGGAUGGAACACUAAAACUGUGGAACCUCAACAAGGCCAUGCACUCUAAAAAGAACGCAGCUUUGGAUGUUGAGCCCAUCUAUACAUUCAGAGCGCACAGUGGAGCCGUUCUGUCACUGACCAUGGGAGAGGAUGGGGAAUCCUGCUACAGCGGAGGUCUAGAUGGAACUGUCAGGUGUUGGAAGAUGCCAGACCUCAAUGUGGAUCCUUAUGAUAACUAUGAUCCUGGCAUCGAGAGCAGUGUACUUGCAGGCCACGAGGACAGUGUCUGGGGUCUGACUUACUCAGCAAUUCACCAUCGUCUUGCCUCUUGCUCCGCCGAUGGAACCAUUCGCAUCUGGGACCCUCAGAACUCGGCACCUUGCCUGUCUGUCUUCAAUAAGGAGAGAGAGCACGGAACACCCACCUCGGUGGCCUUUGUGGCUACUGACCCCAACCAGGUGGUGGUGUCAUUCGACGGUGGCGAGACACUGCUCUACGACCUCAGCACAGAGCAAAGCGUCACUGCGCUAGAGACACAGACCAAGGACGCGAGUGAGCUGAUCAACCGAGUGGUCAGUCACCCAUCUGAGCCUGUCUCCAUCACUGCACAUGAGAACCGCACCAUCCGCUUCCUAGACAAUAAGACAGGUAAAGUUGUCCACUCCAUGGUGGCUCACCUGGAUGCGGUCACCUGUCUCACUACAGACCCUAAAGGCACUUACCUCAUCUCUGGCAGCCACGACUGCUCGGUGCGCCUGUGGAUGUUGGACAACAGGACGUGCGUGCAGGAGAUCACAGCCCACAGGAAGAAACACGACGAGGCCAUUCAUGACGUGGCCUUCCACUCUUCCCAGCCCUUCAUUGCCAGCGCCGGCGCAGAUGCACUUGCCAAGAUCUUUGUCUGACAGCACUGUUGUCAUUCUGGUGAGGUGGGGGAGUCCUACAACCACAACUGGGCCAAAAGAGACUGAAAAUUUAAGUGGACAAAUUUCACCUGCUUACACACACUCACACACACACACACACACACACACACGUCCUGCACCCCACUGGCUGGGUCAUCGCCACAGGACGUCACCUCCCCUCGAUUCCUCACUGUUCUCUGAUGCCUCAGUGACUUCUUGUAAUACUAAUCACACUGCUUUUUUAUAACUUUAAAAUCUUGGCUGCUCCGUUUUCAAAUAAUCAUAUCUGGAGUAACACUUUUCUACACUACAGUACUUUGUUCUGCUUUUUAUUUUUCAGUCUGCCAAUUUACGAAGCACCGCGCGCGCGGGUGUGUGUUUGUGCGCUUGAACUGCUGAUACACUACUCACAUUUCACAGAGAACCACAGAGGAAACACUCACACUGCACAGCACACACACCGCACAAAUGCAUCGUUGCAUUUCAUUUAAGAUCUUUUUUUUAAUAGUUGAAAAAUUGCUUGUUUCUAACAUACAUAGGUAGGCAUGAUUUAAAACAGUAACUGUUCCCAGCGGUGGCAGAAAACACCAGACCAGCCUCUGCAUUGGGAAUCAAUGUAUUACAUUCCAAAGACUCCAGGGGUAGAGUGUGUGUGGUGUGGUUUUUGGGUUUGGAGAAUGUUUAACUUAGUUGUGUGUGAUGUGAGGAGGCAUUAGACAGUCGCUAACCAGUGUUGAACAGAUAGCUUUAAUUUAAACUUUAUCGCCAAGACACCAAGUCUCAUUCUAUGUCUGUGUAUUAUAGCGUCCCCAUGAUUCUGCCUCUACUUGCGUGUGUGUGUAUGUGUAUGUGUGAGAGUGAGGUUAAAUGUCACUCUGCUGUACAUUAUAAAUGAAGAUAUUUACACAGUCACGGUCCAUUUCUGCAGAUGUACAGUCUGAGCUCGACCCUGCAGACUGAUGCUUUCACACCAUGUUAAUCAACGAAUGGUAGAAAUCACAGAGAGCACAGCUGAAGUCUUUAGACCACAGGGGUGUGAGGCCAGUGUGUAUACUCCCAACAAAUGACACAGAGUGUGUCAUUUGGUGCUUUUUACUGUACAGAAGAGUGUGUGUGUGUCUGCCUAUGCGUGUUUGUGUGUGCACUAGUUAAAUCACGGUGCUAUGAAAGACCUCGUCAGUCUUGAGUCAGAAUCAGGGACCUGUUUUUGUGUGUGUACGUGUGGGGAAAGAGAGACUGCGUUUCUCACUCGCCGGGCUACAGAUGUACAUCGUGUGAAUCAAGUUUUUCAAUGACAUUUCAUUG
This is a messenger RNA of Toxotes jaculatrix (banded archerfish), 3798 nucleotides long. It is a transcript of the gene strn4, whose product is annotated as striatin, calmodulin binding protein 4. Gene Ontology annotation, molecular function: calmodulin binding; protein-containing complex binding; armadillo repeat domain binding. Gene Ontology annotation, cellular component: dendrite. The transcript is spliced from 18 exons. Lineage: Eukaryota; Metazoa; Chordata; Actinopteri; Toxotidae. The coding region runs from base 169 to 2493 and encodes 774 amino acids. The record is from RefSeq and is a predicted model, not a curated record.